GCAACAGGCUCCUCACCCAGCUUGCUUCCGUCAAUUGAUACAUUGAUUUGCAAUCAAAUCCUCGUCUUUACUAAUUAUUCUCCAACGUGAACGGCACAACAACCACUCCAUUCUUCCACCAUGGAGGGCUACAAAUAUCUCAGCCUGCGACAGUGCAGUUCCUCCAGCAGAUCCUCGAAAUCACUCUUCCCAUUCCUAUCUUGAGACGAGAUCUUUCCUUCUUUUGUUCAGCAUUCCAACAUGGCAAGGAAACCUACAAUUCUCAUUACGGGUUGUAGUGAUGGAAGUAUCGGGCACUCCCUCGCUCUCGAAUUCGUUCGUCAAAACUACCAUGUUUUCGCCAGCUCUCGUCGACUUAGUACAAUGGAAUCUCUUGAGAAAGAUCCCGAUAUUACCUUGAUUGAACUCGAUGUAACAUCGCCUUCCUCCAUCCAAGUAGCCUACGAAAGAAUAUCUGCGGCCACAGGUGGAACUCUUGAUAUCCUCUACCAGAAUGCCGGAGUACGAACAAUAGCCCUCGCCAUGCAUUGUGACUACGAAUUGGCUCUAAAGAUUUUCGGUACAAACAUGCUUGGAGUAGUCGAGAUCACUAGAGUCUUUAUGCCGCUUUUAAUGAAAGCUGGUCCUGGAAGUAGGAUUGCAUUCUCUAGCAGUCUGGCUGGGUAUAUGCCAAUCCCAACCCAAUCACUUUACAAUGCAUCAAAAGCCGCUUUACACUCGUAUAUAUCGACUUUGGAGCUUGAACUUGAGCCUUUUGGAAUAUUCGUUAUCGAUGUGGCUUCGGGUACAGUUGGUACCGCCAUGUUGACGCAGAAUCAGAUGGAAAAACUACCAGAAGACUCUCCAUACAAAUUGAUUGAAUCCGAUCUUCACGAAGCUUGGGUCAAGAUUGGGGGAGGGAUACCGGUGGAAGCAUACACCAAGCAUGUUGUUGGGAAGGUCCUUCAGAAGAACCCACCUCAACGUUUCUUUGCUGGAGCCGGCGCGACCUUAGGAUGGGCGAUUGAUAAAUUGAAUGCAGGUUGGAUUUAUAAAGCGUUCUUUUGGAAAAUCUUUGCUCUGGGUAAACUUUCUCAAGCGCAACGUUAGGAUGGACUGAUCCUCCAAGGCUGUUUAAUCCCCACAGACACUGGUCUGAAACAGAAUUGUUGUGGAAAGAUUAAGAUUGUGACAAAUUUUAUAUGUCACUUGAGCACUCUUCCACUUCAUAGUAUCCAAAUGAAGAAUCUCAACGAUACUUUCGGUUGUUCAUGCAACAUUUCGCAUUCACUAUAUUGUUUGCAAGACCUCCGCGGUCAUGAGAACGCACAGCCACUAUAACCUUCAAAGGUUGACCUUGUGAUUCAUAUGUCUAGAAAGUGAUUCAAAAUACACCAGAGAUGUCUUGGUCAGCAUCUACCGUACUUUUUCAUUACCUAUAUAAAGUUCACGACGAAUGAUUUUGAGCUCGUUCUCGAUACGAAAUAUUUCGCAAACCCACGACUACAUCAAAUCCACCAAACACGACAACAUGUGUCUCAUAACAAUCCAGCGUUACGUUCACUGCCUUUGCAUCACCAAUCACAUCACUAUCUGCCGUGACAUGAUCAACAAGUAUCAGGUAUUCUCACCAAGGCAAACUGCAGAUUUCGGAGAAGAAGAGGCAAAAAAUUGUCGCUUCAGACAAGAUGCUCGAGCUGCGCUUGAGAUUCCUUGCGGCAAUAGAAGUUGCACUUUAAGUACGAAGCGAAUAGAUUGGACAAUAGGUGAUAGGAACAUGAAUGCAAUAUUGAUUGCGAGACGAGAUACUUUGAGAAGGAAUAACGAUUCCGUAUCUAGUAUGAUUACAUUGGGAGACGAGAUUGAGUUGAGAAGGGGAGGGCAUUAGUGACUUUGAGAAGAGGAUUUGGCGGCUUUCUCAUGGAUAUCAGAUUGAGAGGAUGAUCAGAUAUUGUGCCAAGAUUUCCGCCUCCGACGGAAUGAUAGAUUGCCGGAGAAGCCACAAUGGUGAAUGAUCUGUAGGAUCAGGUCCGGUUCGCUGGGAGCUUUUGUCGGGGUACGAUGUCUCCAAGCCACCACUCGUAUAGCUGUCUUGAUCUUGGUUCCCCGCCUACACACGCAUUCUGCUAAGGGGAGCUACACACAUUUCUGUCCCCCGUCGGCUAUAUGGAUCGUACUAUACGUAUAGCAUUUCGUCAAGAUAUUUUUACUUUGCUUGGCAGAUAGGUUCUCGGCCUCAAUAUCAAUCUUACUUACCAGUAUCA
Botrytis cinerea B05.10 is the source of this 2243-nucleotide messenger RNA. RefSeq names its product Bcayr1 (gene Bcayr1). Lineage: Eukaryota; Fungi; Ascomycota; Leotiomycetes; Helotiales; Sclerotiniaceae. Gene Ontology annotation, molecular function: acylglycerone-phosphate reductase (NADP+) activity; triacylglycerol lipase activity. The transcript is spliced from 2 exons. The record is from RefSeq and is a predicted model, not a curated record. Gene Ontology annotation, biological process: phosphatidic acid biosynthetic process; triglyceride catabolic process. The coding region runs from base 241 to 1089 and encodes 282 amino acids. Gene Ontology annotation, cellular component: endoplasmic reticulum; lipid droplet.